Trametes versicolor FP-101664 SS1 is the source of this 1247-nucleotide messenger RNA. RefSeq names its product mitochondrial NAD-homo-isocitrate dehydrogenase LysB. Bases 20 to 1096 code for a protein of 358 amino acids. The transcript is spliced from 8 exons. Gene Ontology annotation, cellular component: mitochondrion. Lineage: Eukaryota; Fungi; Basidiomycota; Agaricomycetes; Polyporales; Polyporaceae. Gene Ontology annotation, molecular function: isocitrate dehydrogenase (NAD+) activity; magnesium ion binding; NAD binding. Gene Ontology annotation, biological process: isocitrate metabolic process; tricarboxylic acid cycle. The record is from RefSeq and is a predicted model, not a curated record.
CACCUGCUCUCUACCCAAAAUGUUCCGCACGCCUAUUCGCCGCAUGGCCACGGCCGCGCGCCAGUCGCUCAAAAUUGGCCUCAUCCCCGCGGACGGUAUCGGCAAGGAGGUCAUUCCCGCUGCCCGCACGGUCCUCGAGGCGCUCGGUUCGGACAUCCCGAAGCCCGAGUUCAUCGACCUCCUCGCUGGCUGGGAGGUGUUUGCUCGUAGUGGGACGGCUCUGCCGGAGGAGACGGUCGAGACUUUGCGGGAGUGUGACGGUGCGCUGUUCGGUGCUGUCAGCUCCCCGUCCCGUAGUGUCACUGGGUACUCUUCCCCCAUCGUGGCGCUCCGCAAGCAGCUUGACCUCUACGCCAACGUCCGGCCCGUUGUGUCGGUCGCCGCCACCCCCGAAGAGAAGCCCGCAGUUGACCUGGUCGUCGUUCGCGAGAACACCGAGUGCUUGUAUGUCAAGCAGGAGGUGCUCACCCACACCGAGCAAGGAAAAGAGGCGCGCGCGACCCGUCUCAUCACCGAGCGUGCUUCGCGCAGGAUAGGCAAGAUGGCUUUUGACAUUGCUCUUGGCCGGCCGCGCAAGCAAGUCACGAUCAUCCACAAGUCGAACGUCCUGUCGGUCACCGACGGUCUCUUCAGGGAGACCGUUCGGGGGGUCCCUGCAAAAUACCCUGGCCAGUACGACAGCGUGAAGCUCGAGGAGCAGAUUGUUGACAGCGCCGUGUACCGUCUCAUCCGGGAACCUGAGAUCUACGACGUCAUGGUCGCGCCCAACCUCUACGGCGACAUCAUCUCUGACGCCGCCGCCGCACUGGUUGGCUCGCUCGGCCUCGUUCCCUCAGUAAAUGCAGGCGACAAGUUCGUCAUGGGCGAGCCCGUACACGGCUCUGCGCCCGACAUCGAGGGCAAGGGCAUCGCGAACCCCAUCGCGGCCAUCCGCUCUGCAGCGCUCAUGCUCCGUCACUUGGGCUACGCCCAGGGGGCGGACCGCAUCGUCGUUGCGGUCGACCAGGUCAUUCGGGAAGGACAGAUUCUUACUCCUGACCUCGGCGGCAACAGCAGCACGACCGAUGUACUCAACGCUGUCCUCAAGAAGAUGUGAGCAGGGGUAGAGUAUGGCACAUACGGAUGCUCAAAAUCGCCAAAGCUCUUUCUAUGAAGAAGUCGUAGGUGUUGAUGUGUAUACCAUAUAUCGCCCAAAUGCUCUCUGGUGUGCAACGGUUCGAACGGACGGACGAGCACCGGUCGAUCGC